Staurois parvus is the source of this 274-nucleotide messenger RNA. The record is from the annotation of a GenBank genome assembly. NCBI's taxonomy places the organism in Eukaryota, Metazoa, Chordata, Amphibia, Anura, Ranidae.
CACAGCAGAUCACCGAUCAAUGGAAAGAGCCGAAGAUGUUGGCUCGGUCAUGUGAUCAGCUGUGUCCAAUCAUGGCUGAUCGCAAGUAAAUAGGGAAAUGCCGAGCCAGUAAUCGGCAUCAGUGCCAGUCAGUGCCGCCUAUCAGUGUGCAUCAAUGCUGCCUAUCAGUGCCCGUCAGUGCUGCCUAUCAGUGCUGCCUUUAAGUGCCAGUCAGUGCCACCUAUCAAUGUCACGCCAAUUAUCAGUGCCGCCUAUCAGUGCCAUAUAUGAUUGC